AUGGCCGCCGAAAAGUCGCGUUCUCUUGCUGGCGCAGAGAAUGAGCUAGCCACAAGUGCGAAUCCCACAAUCGCGAUUCAUCAUGUCAAGUUGUCUCCUUUGGUGACGGUAAUGGGCCUGCCGAACAAGCCUCAAAAUCGUAAGAAGCCGGGCUCUUCCAACUCUCUGUGUGACUCUUGGGGAUCACCAUAUUCGUCCAGCUCUUCGUUGAGUUACAUCCCGACCGGCGUUGACCCGUUCCAGCCGGCCAUGGACCGGUUCUGUCCUGAUCGUCUCUGUCUGCACCACCACUGCAGCCCGGGCUCGGAGUUCGGGGCCACCGGUCUGCUCGACUGGCCGCCGACUCGGGGUCAGGGCUUGGCUCAUCUGCACAAAACACACUCCAGUAUGGCCAAUCUGCUCCACCUUCUGCAUCCACACUCCGGAGGCCCUGGCAACGGCCUCAGAACUCCGUCUUUGUCGCCACAAGGCUCUCAGGGCAGUGUUGAGGGCGGUCAAGUCGUGACGAGACCUGGAGUCAAUUUGGCCCGAGGAAACCCGAAAACUCGUCAGACAACCCACAACUUCGCCAGUCUGCAUCAUCAGGAGACUGUGAUGGCGCCUCGUUGCGACGGUGCCCACGUUGAGCCGGCCAGUGCUGUACGUGGUCCUCCCGGCUUGGGCGGUCUGGCCGUCUGUCGAAGCAUCGUUGGGCAUGAAUUUGUCUCGGCAACCAGAACUCGUUACUAUGGCCGUUGUGAAGCGUGUCGUCGUGGGGUGCAUCGGCAGCAGUACCUCUACUGUCGCCACUGUCCGGCUGUGUGUCAUGCUCGUGACGACUGUCUCAAUGGAUUGACCAGAAAGUGUCCCUCUCUCGAGCUUAGCGUCGAGGGCUGGGGCGAAGGUAAAUAUCCUAUCGUCAGUCUACGUCUCCAGUCGUAUCUACACCUCGAGUCAGUCUUUCUGUCUGCUAUCACCAGCCUUCAGGCUAAUCGCUGCUUCGAGUGUCAGCGUGUACUUAAUCCGUCCAUCGGAUUCACCGUACGACAGCCAACAAACUCCGCGCCUGGAGGACCCGGUUCAGCAAAUGUGCAGAAGCCGGCCUGGCAGGCUUGGCUUGGUAAAGGGAUAGUGGGACGAGCGGACAGUCUUCGGGCCGGUGGUCUGACUGACCAGAGCGGUGGUCGUGGCAGCGACGGCAAUGGCAUCGUUGGGCGUAGGAAGCUGAGCUUGAUCAAGACGGACAAUCGCAAAAACUCCACGACAAGCGGCAAAGCACUUACCUUCAACAUUGAUGGCUACCCUGCAGGAGAUGACCGUCAUGGCGAGACUGGGGAGUCAGAAGAAAAGUGGCUGAAGAGGGAGAGUGUGUACGAUGAAGAUGAUGACUACGAUGAGGAGGUGGACGGCGACCCUCGAGAAGGUGAUGACUCGGUGGGUGUGGCUAAAGAUGAUAUUCCUACGAAGCCGAGGCCUGUGCGCAUCUGCCAUUUCACUGGCCGGCUUUACUGCUAUCGAUGCCACUGGAACGAUAAGUGGUUCAUUCCAGGUUCAAUCUUCGUCCUCAACGAUCUGAGCAUGCAACCGGUAGGUGAAGUUGAGUAUGCCAAUUGA
Messenger RNA from Protopolystoma xenopodis, 1593 nucleotides. Lineage: Eukaryota; Metazoa; Platyhelminthes; Monogenea; Polystomatidea; Polystomatidae. The record is from the annotation of a GenBank genome assembly.